Messenger RNA from Chelonoidis abingdonii (Abingdon island giant tortoise), 2415 nucleotides. Lineage: Eukaryota; Metazoa; Chordata; Testudines; Testudinidae. The record is from RefSeq and is a predicted model, not a curated record.
CCUGCCCUGGGGUGUCCCCCCACCUGCCCUGGGGUGACCCCCCCUCCCCUGGUGUCCCCCCCACCUGCCCUGGGGUGACCCCACCUGCCCUGGGGUGCUGCCAUCUGCUCCAGUGUGCCUGCUGUCUGUACCCUGGGGUGCCCCCAUCUGUCCUGGGGUGUCCCCCAUCUGCCCUAGGGUGCCUGUCUCCCUGCCUACGGUGCCUGCAUCUUCUCUAGGGUGUCCCCCAUCUGCCCUAGGGUGCUCCUCUCCCUGCCCAGGGAGCUCCUCUGACCGCCCUAGCGUGCCUCUGUGGCUUGCCACCCUGCUCUCCUGCACCUCCCUAGUGCCAGGGGGCUGCAAUCACCAUGCCUGCAACGCUGGGCCCUGCCGGCGUGAAGGCCCCAGUCCACGAGCAGAUCUCAGAGCUGCAGAAUAAGAUACAGCUCCUAGAGGGCGACCGGAAAGCUUUCUACGAGAGCUCCCAGUGGACCAUCAAGAAGAACAGGGAGUCCAUCCAGUGGCUGCGGCAGGAGAACAAAAAGCUACACAAGAAGCUGGCGGCCAUCCUGGCGGUGAGCGGCCCCCGGGGGUGGCAGGGCGCUCAGAGCCUGUGGCACGAUGGCUCCCUUCAGGGUGUGCUUCAGUUGCCCAGGAGCGGGAGAGCAGCAGCCCCCCACUCAGAGGCUUCUUUCAGAUCCAGAAAUGUGGGCGGCGUGUUGUCAUCCAUGAGCAUUGCAGCAUGGGCUGUAGCCUGGCUGAAGGACGCCGCCUCGUGCCCGGCCACGGCCCUGCUCCCAUUCAACAUCCUCCGCCCAGUCGCCAUGGCAACCAGUUGUCAUACACUCCCAUUGGCCGCCACGGCGCGGGUCGGCGGCGCUGACGGGAAGAAGUCCACCAGGCUUGACCCGGCCUCUGUGCCGUGCUCGCUUUAUUGGCUGGUUCACUUCGGCCCACAUUCCAAGUGGCGCACCAAACCGCGCUCCUUCAAUAACCGUCAGGUAUUGAGGGGGAAGGGGCGGUACUAUCCGCCACAUCCACAGAUGCCGCCCGUCCUGGGGCGGGGCGAGCACUGCACCCUCACACUGGCGUCCCCGAACGUCGCCGUUCUUUGUCUCUGGUCUCCUCGCCCAUCUUCUGCGGCGCCACCAAGCGGGGGACGGAUUGGUAUGGUGAUUUCAGCGGGAGCUGAGAUGCUGCCCGGAAAACACCCCACCCAUACGAUUUGCCCUUUCCCUCCUCCCGAGGGCGCCAUCGAGGUCAUCAACCACCGGCUCUGCGAGAAGAUCAACCGGCUCAACCACCUGAAGCACCAGGUGGAGGUGAGGAAGCGGCGGCUGGAGGAGCUGCAGCUGCAGUACGACUCCAAGGUGCAGGAGGCCUGGGGCUCCCAGGCGGUGGAGGAAGGGGAUGCGGAGGCAGCCAAGACCCUGCGCCGACUGGAGAACCAGCUGGAGAAAGCCCGGCUGAAGGUGGAGGAGGCAGAGCAUGUCACCGGCCUGUACCGCCAGCUGAAAGCUCACAUGCAGGAGGAGAGCUUGACGGCCCAGACCCAGCUGGACGCGCUGGAAGCUGAGAUCCUGCGACUGCACCAUGAGCUCCAUGGCCUGCAAGCGAUGAACACAGAGGCACAAGCCACACGGGAUGCUGCCAGGCUCAGACCCGGGGGCCGGUGCUGGCCGGUACCCACCUGCUCCGUCCCAGCUCAGACCCGGGGGCUGGUGCUGGCCGACGAGGAAGCCAGCGGCGACGAGGGCGACGUGGUGACACGGGCCGCGCUCAAGCGCCAGUCCCAGCAGCUCGUUGAGGCCAGGACCAAGCGCCGCAGCCGCCCCAAGAAGAAGGAGGCGAAGCCGUAGCCGGCCGGGCUGGGGGGCUUGGUCAGCCCCCCCCAGAGCUAGGGGGUUAAAGCCCAGCUGGCUCAAGCCCAGGGCCCUCCCCUCAAAGCCGUGCCCCCUACAGCCGGCAGCUGGGCACCCCGAUCCCAGCAACCCCCCACGGUGGCCUCUCUAGCCCCGCCGUGGGUUGGGGGCCCAGGGUUAGUGGGGCGGCAGCCCCAGCCCCACAGAGUUCCUACCCCUCGGGGGAUGGCGGGGGGCACUGUGAAGGGAAGGGCUGGGCCUAGCCAGGGACCCAAGCCGGUCGUGGGGGAUGGGGAGCUGCCCCACAGCGACCCCUCAGGGCGGGGAGCAGCAAACCUGGGCCCCCCCCGCUCCCUCCCCCCGCAGGCAGUGGGUGAAUCGUGCCCCCCAGCCUGGGCCUCUCGCACUCCCUGCUGCCUCGAGUGCUGCCCCAGAGCUUCCCCCCUCCGCGCUGGGACCCCCAAGCCCCCCGCUGACCCCUGUGUGCCGUGUGGGAUUCAAUAAAGCCCCUCGGGCGGAGCAGCCCCUGGCUUGGUGCGUGUGAUGGGCAUCCCCUCCCCUGCAAGGCAGGGGG